AUGCCGAGAGCCCGGGGUCAUCGGCGUGCUCAGGCCGCGAGACGCAGGCUGGCGCAGCCCCAGGACUGGAGUCCUGCACCUGCUGUUCCGGAGUUUGUGGCCCGGCGUGGCACAGGCUUUCGGCACCGUGUGCGGAGAUGGCCAACUUCUGUCCUGACCGGGAAGUCCCGCAAGUUGGUCACUCCUGCCCGGGAUCCGGAGAAGAAGAUGGUGUUCGUCGUUGGAGACUCGCACCUGAGGGCCAUGGUGGACGGGUAUGUAGCUGUGCCCGAGGGACCUCUGUGCUUCUCCUAUCUGUGUGUUCCAGGUGCAGUGGGCUCCCAGCUGAGGACGGAGCUCCUGCAUGCUGACCUGCCCUGGACCCCAGAUGCUGUGUGUGUGUGCGCCCCCAGCAACGACCUUGUGUCCCGGACUGUGGACAGUGCAGGUCUCGACUUCAGUGCUCUUCUGACCACGGCCUGCAGCUUCUGGCCCAAGGUGUUCGUGCUGGACUUCCCUCCACGCCUGAACAUUGAGCCUGGCCUUCAGGAGCUGCUGCGUCAGGAAUACCAUCGUGUCGCAGCACGUAUGGGUGUCCCGUACGUGUCUGUGGCAGAGCACUUUCCCCUGCACCGGUUGGAGCUGUGGUGCCCUGACCAGGUGCACUUGAGUGACUCGCAUGGGAUGGAGGUUUUGGUCCAGCUGCUGUGGGAGGCUGCUUUCCAGCAGCUGGUGCCUCCUCCAUCCCAGGCACCGGUGCGUCCCCCUGCGCCAAAGCGUGCCAGGGUUGCUCCCAGGCUGGUGGUGACGGGACACGUCCCCGUGCCCCGUCACAGGAACCCCUGGGAGUGGAGUGUGGUUGGACAGGGGGGCAAGGCUGCACGCCCGGCGGAGGGAUCCUCUGCGAUCCCUCCCAACCCGGUGUGGUUCCGGGGGCCCAUGUUGGACGCCAUGGAGAAGGUGUCCCCUUCUUCUGGCUCUGACGGCGGCCCCGCUGUCCCGCCAGCUGGCCAGACCUCCCGUGUGGUGCGUCGGCCAGCAGGUGUUGGCAGGAGGCACAGAGGGGGAAGGCAGAAGGUGUUGGCAACUCCUUCACCUGCUUGUGAGCCCAUGUCUGCUUCUUGCCCCAGCCCACCAGUCCCCCAGGUGGAAGCACCAACCCAGGAGGUGGUGGAGGAGGUGUUGCCCCCGACUGCAGGCCCGGUUCCAGCGGCGGUCGGGGAGGAGGUUCCUGCAGUGUGCCCUGCUGUGCCGAUGGAGCGACGCCUCAUCCCCGAAGCUAAGUGUGCCGUUCUUGAGAGUUCCGGGUCAGGCCAGUCAGGUGUUGGUGUGAGCGCAGCGAGGCCAGCAGCAGUGGUUGAUGUCAGGACUGGGAUCAGGCUUCUGAAGGCUGUGCAGGGAUCCUUCCAUCAGGGCAGCUCGAGGUUUAUCGAUGGUGGGCAGCAGUGCAUGGCAAUCGCGGGGUUGAGCUUAGCCAGACACACUUUGAACAGUGUGUUCUCGUGGGGGAGGCAGGAGCUUGAUGAUGCUUUGGUUUUGGGUGAUUCUUUGUACAAGUGGGUCAUGAGCCGCCCUGGCUUCAAGCCUUGGUCAUCUUAUCUGUCUGCAACUGACCUGCCAGAUCAGAUCAAGGUGGAUGGUCAGGUGCUGAAAUUUACUAUUGGCUUCACUGCAACAGGUUGUAUGCACAUGUCUGAAGGUGAUUACACAUCUAAAGGUGCCCGCGUUGAUAACAGUGUUUUGUACACUCUGCCGGACGGCCUAGAGAAGGUCUUUGUUGAACAUGGACACAGUGCGUGUCUGCUUACAAUGUGUUCCAACACGUCUGCCAUCAUCCGCGAAAACGGACGGUUUGCUGUGGUGGACAGCCAUCCACGGAGUGGUGUUGGCUUGUUUGACUCCAGAGGCAGCAGCGUGCUUCUGCAGUUUGCAAAUGUUCAGGACCUGCAACACUACAUCUCUCAGUUGUUUGACAGCCUCAGUUCAGAGUCAGGCGAGCCGUACUUUGAGCUGUGUGGUAUUGAUAUUGGUGGGGGUGCAGGUCCACCCCUGUCUGUUGGUCCUCUGGAGAGUCACGUCGCUGAGAUGAGUUCUGCUCCAGCACCAGAGUCCCCUGAGGCAACUGAGAGCAGAACACCGGCUGAGGCUCCUGCAGGCUCUUGUGUGUCUGAGAGUGAUGUUGGUGUUGCUGCCAGUCCAGCACUGUCUGACGUUUCUGUAGAGAGUCACGUCACUGUGAUGAGUUCUUCUCCACCACCACAGUCCCCUGAGAUCACUGAGUCCAGGACUGUGGCUGAGGCUACUGCAGACACUUGUGUGUCUGAGAGUGGUGUUACUGCCAGUCCAGCACUGUGUGAAGUUUCUGUGGAGAGUCACGUCACUGAGAUGAGUUCUGCUCCAGCACCGGAGUCCCCUGAGGCGACUGAGAGCAGAACACCGGCUGAGGCUCCUGCAGACAGUUGUGUGUCUGAGAAUGGUGCUGGUGUUGCUGCCAGUCCGGCGGUGUCUGGAGUUUCUGUUCAGACUGUUGCCAGUGUUGUGAGCAGUGGUUCAACUGCAGAAACAACUGUUACUGAUGGCAGGAGGCGUAGAACUUCUCGUUACACUCGUUUGUUAAAGAAAUCAAAGCGCUACGAUGCUCCUGAGCUCAACGCUGAUGUGGAGUUUGUAGCUGCUGUGAGGACCGAGGAGCUGGUCUUCUGUCCUGUUGAUGUUGAUGUUUGUCGGACUUUGUGUAGCAGGUUUGAUGUCGACUUUGAGCGGGUCAGUGCUUCUGCGUCUAGCCAGGGUGGUUCACUGGGUGUUCCUUGCAGGAAGGAGAAGGUAGUGGCUGAUGGGAACUGCUUCUUCAGAGCCAUCUCUCAGGCUGUGAGUGGCUCUCAGAAGCACCACCGUAAGAUCAGACUGGCUGUCUGUAAACAGCUGGAGAAAGAGGCAGCUCAGUACCAGAGCUUGUUGAGAUCUGAGUUCUCCUCUGUCUCCCAGUACAUUCAGCAGUCUAGGAUGAGGUUUGUGGGUAGUUGGGCAACGGAGGUGGAAAUUCAGGUUACAGCUGACUGGUUAGGAGUUGGUGUAUGUACAUUCACCAAUGGACGCUGGUUGAAGUACCGUUGUAGCAGGAAUCAGUUGUCGCCGCAGUGUAUUUAUUUGGAGAAUAUUGGUGGGAUUCAUUUUGAGAAUGUUGUCUGUGUUUGUGAGCCUGGACUGGAGAGUUGUUAUGGGUACUGUAAAGUAAGUGAGGUGACUGGUUACAGCAUGAGGUCAAGGAUGGUGGAGGCUGUAGUUUUGGACACUAACAGAGCAGGAGAUGACAGUGAACACAGAGAGAGGAUCAAAAAGGAUAGUAUUAUCAAGUACGAAACAGACCCACAGCAUCGGCAGAAGGUGAGAGAAAGUAGUAUUAUCAAGUACAAAUCAGACCCGCAGCAUAGGCAGAAGGUGAGAGAAAGUAGUAUUAUCAAGUACAAAUCAGACCCGCAGCAUAGGCAGAAGAUGAGAGAAAGUAGUAUUAUCAAGUACAAAUCAGACCCGCAGCAUAGGCAGAAGGUGAGAGAAAGUAGUAUUAUCAAGUACAAAUCAGACCCGCAGCAUAGGCAGAAGAUGAGAGAAAGUAGUGUGAUAAAAUACAGAACAGACCCGCAGCAUAGGCAGAACACUAAAUCCAUUAGCAGAAAAAAGUACAGUGGCAGUCUUGAACACAGGCAGCAAGUAAUUGCUCGUGUACAGUUGAGUAGGAAGCAGAUAAAGGACAAAUCUCAGGAUUUUGGGUUUGUUAUGGAUCAGUUUGUAGAGAAGGUCAGAGAUGGUCCAGAUUUUGUUUGUUGCGUUUGCCAUCGGUUGUUGUUCAGGCAUCAGGUGCUGAGUUGUCAGAGGGAAGCUUAUAGUUCCAGGUCAGAAUCGGCUCGUGUAGCGGACAGGUGCAUCAGUGACGAUUAUUUGCAUUGUUGUAGUGAGGAGUGUGCUGAGCCCUGUCAGCUGGUUCCUUCCAGAGGACACCUUUGGAUUUGCUACACCUGCCAUUCUAAGAUCAGUAAAGGUGAGAUUCCAGCUGAGUGCUGGAUCAAUGACCUGCAGCUUGAUCCCAUUCCACCUGAACUGGGAUGCUUGCAUAGUUUAGAGCAGCACCUGAUCGCGUUGCAUAUUCCGUUCAUGAAGAUGUUGGCACUGCCUAAAGGAGGGCAGAAUGGAGUACAUGGACCAGUCACAUGUGUUCCAGCCAACAUUGUUCAGACCACCAACGUGUUGCCACGGUCAAGUAUGGAAGGUUCUCUGUUACAGGUCAAGCUGAAGAGGAAGUUGACCUACAAGGGACACUAUGAAUACCAGUUUGUGGAUACUCUACGUGUCAGGCAGGCGCUAGACUAUUUAAAGAGAACUAAUGUUUAUUAUAAAGACAUUGAGUUCAAUGAGGACUGGGUCAAUGAGUUUAACAGGCAGGAAGAUGAGGAACAGGAAGAGGAUGAGUCGGGCAGUGAGGAUGAGGCAGAGGAAUCAGCAGACAUAAUUCAAGAUGAAAUGUUACAUGACAGACAGCAACACUGCAUGUUUCAGGACACUUGUCUUAUGCCUGUUGAUAUUGGUCAGGAAGCUCUAGACCAGUAUUUUGAGGACAUAGUCAAUGUAGCGCCUGCAGAGGGGAACAGUCCAGUCCGGAUGCUUUCUGAUAAUUCAAACGAAGCUAAGUGUUUCCCCGUGUUGUUUCCUUUAGGACAGAAGACUUUCCAUCAUGAGCGGAAUCAUGCUUUGACAUUGUCACGUUAUUUUAAUAACCGGAUCAUGCACGCCGAUGGCCGUUUUUCGCAGAAUGUUGAAUAUAUCUUUUUUGCUCAGUUCAUGUCUGAGAUGGACAGGGUGGUGUCCAGUGUUUCUGUUGCAUUGCGUAAGGGAAAAGGUGAUCAGGGCUCUGCACAGAUUAGCCAGAGUAUGUUGCAGGACGAGGAGUCUCUGAAGCAGCUGCUACAGUUUGACGAGGGUUUCCGAUUCCUGAAGCCUAUUAGAGGGACUCCUGCGUUCUGGCAGUCUGUGCAGAAGGACAUCUUUGCCUGUGUCCGUCAGUUAGGCAUCCCGACGUGGUUCUGUUCGUUCUCGUCUGCAGAUCUGCGCUGGCAGAACCUUCUGACCAGCAUCCUGAAACAGGAAGGCAGAGUGCAGACGGUGGAGGAUUUGGAGUGGGCAGACAGGUGUGAGUUGUUGCGGCGUAAUCCGGUGACUGCGGCCAGGAUGUUUGAUUACAGGUGGCAUUGUUUUCUGAAAGAGGUUCUCAUGUCUCCUUCUGAGCCAAUUGGCAGAAUCAUCGAUCACUUCUACCGUGUUGAGUUUCAGCAGCGCGGUUCUCCUCAUGUUCACUGCUUGUUCUGGAUCGAGGGCGCUCCUAAAAUUGACCAGAACACAGAUGAGGAGGUGGUCGAGUUUAUUGAUCAGUAUGUGACGUGUGAGCUGCCCUCAGACGACGACACAUUAUUGGACAUUGUGUCGUCAGUUCAAACACAUUCCAAACGACACUCAAAGUCUUGUCGGAAGAACAAGACGACGUGUCGUUUCCAUUUCCCAAAACCUGCUUCUACGCGUACAUUCCUUUGUAAGACGAAGGAAUGUCGCUGUGACAAACAGAAGCUGAAGGAGGCCCAGAAGAAUCCUGAUUCAGAAAACAAGCUGGUCUGUAAGUGCUUUGAGAAGGAUAACCCGAUGAAGAAGGAGGUUGCAAAGGAGAUUUUGGCGUCUGUGAGCAAAGCUAUCAGGGAGGAGGAGCCGUUUGAUAGUGUAGAGGAGUUGUUUGCCAGUCGACACAUCAACCAGGAUAUCUUUGAAACGGCCUACAGGAGGUUAGAGAAGAAGACCAAGGUUGUGUAUAGGAGAGGGUUGAAGGAGGUGUGGGUAAACCAGUAUAGCAAGAAGUUGCUGAAGUGCUGGAACGCUAACAUGGACCUUAGCUUUGUCACCGACGCCUACGCUGUAAUUGUUUACAUCAUUUCGUAUAUUACGAAAGCAGAGAGAGAAAUUGGCCUACUAUUGAACAACGCCCAAAAAGAAGCAUCCAAAGAAGGAAACCUCUCUGCUCGAGAAGCCCUGAAGAAGCUGGGCAGUGUAUAUUUACACAACAGGGACGUUUGUGCCCAGGAGGCGGUGUAUAGGCUAACCAACAUGCACCUGAAGGAGUGUUCCAGGAAGGUGGUGUUUGUUCCAACAGGGGACAACAUCGUGAGGAUGAGUUUACCCCUCCAUGUCCUGAAGGAGAGGGCGUCAUCACAUGAUCUGAGCUCAGAUGACAUGUGGAUGACCAGCAUAGUGGACAGGUACAGGAACAGGCCUGAUGGUGGUGUGUUUGACAACAUGUGUAUUGCCACGUUUGCCUCGGAGUAUCGUGUUCUCACCAGGAAUGAAAUUUCACCAAACAGAAUCGAGUUGAAGAACAAACUGGGCUUCAUCUUGAGGAGAACACGGUCUCAGUUUGCAGUUGUCCGCUACAUGCGCUUCAAUUUGGACAAACAACGAGAGGCUUAUUUUCAGGGUGUGCUUCAGUUGUUCCUUCCUUAUAGAAGUGACUCAGAGCUGAAGCCCGAGGGCUUCCAGCUCUUUGAACAGUUCUAUAACGACGGUGAGGUGACGUUUGGCGACGGCUCCGUUCAUAAAGUCAAGGUGGUGGUGGAUGAGAACAGGGCCCAGUUUGAGAUCGAUCCUGAGAACCUGGAGCGUGCUGAGGAGAUCGCUCACCAUGUCCACGGCCUUGAGGAAGACGCUUGGGGGGACCUGUGUCCUGAACAGGAACUGGAACGCGACGAGUGUGGUGAAGAGUUGAGAGAGCAACAGGCAACAGAGAUAGCAGAUGAGCAGUUGGUGGAGGGUCUGGAGAACGUUCCAGAUCUGCAGGAACGUGGCCGACAGGUGGCCCAGUUAGAGAGAAACAGGCUGGUGUUGUCUCGUGCUGAGGGCUUAGCUCUAGUUAGGUCUCUGAAUGAGACACAGCAGGCUGUUUUCUACCAGGUGAGGCAGUGGUGUCUUCAGAAGGUGAGGGGUGAAAACCCACCGCCUCUGCAUGUCUUUCUGACUGGGGGGGCGGGGUCGGGGAAAACGCAUUUAAUUAGGGCCAUCCAGUACGAGGCAGGGAGGCUGCUGUCAACACUUUGUGAUCAACCAGACGAGAUCUGUGUUUUGUUAACAGCUCCAACAGGAAUAGCUGCGUACAAUUUAAACGCAGCAACAAUUCACCACACAUUGAGCAUCGGCAAACAGUGUAGUUUACCUUACAUCCCUCUGGGUGAAGAUAAACUAAACUCUCUGCGAGCUAAAUUCUGUCACCUCCAAAUUCUAGUGAUUGAUGAGAUCAGUAUGGUGGAUCACCUUCUGUUGGCGUAUGUCCAUGGCCGCUUGAGGCAGAUCAAGCAGACUGGAGACUUUUCCCCGUUCGGUAACGUCAGUGUGAUUGCUGUGGGAGACUUUUAUCAGUUGCCUCCUGUUAAAGGGAAGCCUCUGUACAGCAGUCAGGUGGGUGUGGACCUGUGGUGCCACUUCAGUGUGGUGCAGCUGACCACAGUGGUGAGGCAGAAGGACAGCGUGUUUGCCGAGUUGCUCAACAGGUUGAGAGUGCGUUCCAGAGACACCCCCAUGUUAGAGAGUGACGUCCACAUCCUGAAGAGCUGUGAGACGGGCGAGGAGAGCUCAGCCUUGCACAUUUUCCCCACCAACCGUAAAGUGAAUGAGCACAACUUGAAGCAGCUGUGUCGGACGUGUCCCGAUCCUGUGACCAUUGAAGCUCAGGACUUCAUGAACAACAGGAGCACGGGGAAGCUGGAGUUGAUGGCGGGGCAUCACAGUGCGGCGUUGGACACAUCAUUAGAGGAGACUCUGAGUCUGGGUCCGGAUGCCCGUGUGAUGCUGUGUAAGAACGUGGACGUGGAAGAUGGUCUGGUCAACGGAGCAUGUGGCACAGUCACUCAUAUCCAGUUGAGACAGGGUGACAGCUUUCCUCAGGCAGUUUAUGUCAAAUUUGACGAUGAGAAAAUUGGCUCCCAGAGGAGGAAGAAGCGCUCACAUGCUGCAGUGACCUGCCGGCUCUCUACUGCCAUCGAUCCGGUGGAGGAGAAGGCCACCAAGCGUGGAGGUUUGCGUCGUCAGUUCCCUCUGAAGUUGGCCUGGGCGUGUACCGUCCAUAAGGUGCAGGGCCUGACGGUGGACCGGGCCGUGGUGUGUUUGGAGAAGGUGUUUGCACCUGGCCAGGCCUACGUAGCUCUGAGUCGUGUGAGGGAUUUGUCUGGACUGAUCAUCAUGAACUUCAAAGAGAAGUCCAUUUACUGCAAGGACACCAUCAAGGAGGCCUUGGACAGGAUGCCUCCAUUUUUGAUUGAGCAGCCACGACCUUCAUUAGACACGCCCACUCUGUCGGUGUAUCUAAUGAACGUUCAAAACUUAAGUCGCCACCUGGUGGAUUUGGUGUCCUGCACACAGCAUUUGCAGCCUACCUGCAUUGCUGUCACAGAGACGUGGCUCACUACACAUUCCUCACUGGACGGCGUCCAGAUUGACGGCUACUCUUUCCACAGCCGCCCUCGUGCUCUGUGUUACAGCAGCAGUCAGCCCAAACUGUUAGAGCUGCAGGCUUUAGAACAUGGUGGAGUUGGUUUGUACACGCUAGCAGAUUCGGACUGUGACAUCCUGCAGGCACCCGAUUUGGAUCUGGAGUGUUUGGUGUGCCUGUGGAACAAAUUCAACAUAGUGAUGGCAGUAAUUUAUCGUCCACCACGUUACCCAAAUUCCCUCUUCAAGCAGAACCUGCAGCGGUUGCUGCGUUGGCUUAAUCCAAUCAGUGACACCAUUGUAGUCAUGGGAGAUUUUAAUGAGAACAUUUUAACAGGGUCAUCAAUUUGCAAAUUAAUGGGAAGCAAAGGAUUUGAUCAGCUGGUGACACAAGCGAGCACAGAGAAGGGGACUCUGAUUGAUCACGUUUAUGUGAGAAGCAGACAGUUUGCUGUGGAAUGCGCAGUGAUGCCCACGUACUUCAGUGAUCAUGAAGGAAUUCUGUGUAGUUUCAGAGCUGGAGGUGACCAGGGGCAGCUGGAGGAGCUGGACAGGUGGUUUGAGGUGGAUGAUGUGGAGUUUGAGGAUAUUGAGGGGAUGUUUGAGGACGACUUGGACUGA
Salarias fasciatus (jewelled blenny) is the source of this 9111-nucleotide messenger RNA. RefSeq lists its product as uncharacterized. Bases 1 to 9111 code for a protein of 3036 amino acids. NCBI's taxonomy places the organism in Eukaryota, Metazoa, Chordata, Actinopteri, Blenniiformes, Blenniidae. The record is from RefSeq and is a predicted model, not a curated record. Gene Ontology annotation, biological process: DNA repair; telomere maintenance. Gene Ontology annotation, molecular function: DNA helicase activity; ATP hydrolysis activity. The transcript has 12 exons.